Messenger RNA from Aspergillus brunneoviolaceus CBS 621.78, 1017 nucleotides. RefSeq names its product putative TIM barrel metal-dependent hydrolase. Bases 1 to 1017 code for a protein of 338 amino acids. The transcript has a single exon. Gene Ontology annotation, molecular function: hydrolase activity. The record is from RefSeq and is a predicted model, not a curated record. NCBI's taxonomy places the organism in Eukaryota, Fungi, Ascomycota, Eurotiomycetes, Eurotiales, Aspergillaceae.
AUGACCAAAGUACUCACAGACUUCAAGCCCAGGGCUGGUCUCUUCGGCAGUGCCCGAGUUCUACUUAGCACAACAUUGCUCAAAGAAGACAAGAGCAGUUAUCACCACAGAGAUAUACGCAGAGCCACUACACGGGCCUCCCCAAUCAAGCAUCGCAUACCUUCAGGAACAUGGGACUCGCACAUGCACGUCGUUGACCCGCAGCGCUUCCCUGUCUCCCCCACCGCGGUGUACACGCCUUCAAAGCAUACGAUCGAAGAGGCCAUGGCAUUCGAAUCUUCUUUGGGGAUAGGAAAGAUCAUCCUAGUCCAGCCGUCAAUAUACGGAACGGACAAUUCCUGUCUUUUGGGGGCACUCCGACACGUGGGGCCGUCUCGCGGGCGUGCGGUUGUGGUGAUUGAUCCGGCAACAAUCGAUUCCCAGACACUCGCAGAUUGGCAUUCAAUGGGCGUACGGGGCGUGCGGUUGAACCUGAAAUCGGUCGACACGGUGCUUGAUGAACGUGACUUGGCAGAAGUGCUAUUGCAACAUGCGCAGGUCAUCCGGUCCCUCGGAUGGGUCAUCCAAGUCUACGUCUCGCUAGACAUGGUUCCGAUGCUUGAGAAGAUCGUCCCUCAGCUGGGCGUCAAGCUGUGCAUUGAUCAUUUUGGAAGCCCCGAUCUGACAAGAGCUGACAGCCCUCUGCAAGGUGCAUCGCCAUUCGAUCCAUACAGCCUGGCGGGGUUUUCGUCUUUGAUAUCUCUCCUUCAAGCGGGAGAGACAUACGUCAAAAUCUCCGCCCCGUACCGUCUCAGCAAGGACGGACAAUACCGCGAUCUGGAGGUAAUGGCGCGAGAAUUCCUGCGCGUGGCCCCGGAGCGAGUUCUCUAUGCAACCGACUGGCCCCAUACGCGCUUUGCUGGGACGGACAUUGAGCCAUUUACCGAAACGUGUCUGCGCCUGUGCGAAAGUGUGCCUGGACUGGCAGAUCGAGUAUUUCGGCGGAAUGCCGAAGAGAUGAUGGGGGAGGACGCAUGA